GCUGGGCUGGUCUCUAAGGCUGCAUGUUUUACAUUUGCUAACUUCAGCUCGGCUGCCUCUCGCUGCUACACCCUGCACAGGCACACUCGAAGAGCUGGCAGAGGCAGGCUCCCCUUCUCUUCAGGAAACAGAUGCCUAUUGGCUGGAACACAGCCAUCACCCUCGUGUGGCUUCUGAACCCAGAGCGCAGAAGGCUGGGGUGUGAGAAUGCCAGCGCCUGCUUCCAGCGAAACCACACCACCAGCUGGCUGACGGAGCCAGUGCAGCCGGAAGGAAAAGCACCGCAAGCAGGGAGCGCUUGAAGCGCAGCCAGAAGAGCACCAAGGUGGAGGGGCCAGAGCCCGCGCCGGCUGAGGCCUCGCUGAGUGCCGAGCAGGGGACGAUGACGGAGGUGAAGGUGAAGACCGAGCUACCUGAUGACUACAUCCAGGAGGUGAUCUGGCAGGGGGAGGCCAAGGAGGAGAAGAAGGCGGUCGGCAAGGAUGGGACAGGUGAUGUGCCCGCCGAGAUCUGCGUGGUGAUCGGUGGUGUCCGCAACCAGCAGACCCUUGAUGGAAAAGUGCCCGAAGGCAGCCCCCACGGUGGAUCGGUGCGAAGCCGCUAUUCAGGGACCUGGAUUUUUGACCAAGCGUUGAGAUACACAUCUGGAUCCUAUGAGUGUGGAAUUUGUGGCAAGAAGUAUAAGUAUUACAACUGUUUCCAGACCCACGUCCGGGCACACCGAGACACUGAAGCCACCUCAGGGGAGGGAGCCUCCCAAGGCAACAAUUUCAGGUACACGUGUGACAUCUGUGGGAAGAAGUACAAGUACUACAGCUGUUUCCAGGAGCACCGGGACCUGCACGCCGUGGAUGUGUUUAGUGUGGAAGGGGCCCCCGAGAAUCGGGCAGACCCCUUCGAACAAGGCGUUGUGGCUACUGAUGAGGUGAAGGAGGAACCCCCGGAACCAUUCCAGAAAAUCGGGCCAAUGAACAAUAUUACAUCAGAAAUUUUUAAGAAGAAAGAAGUUAGGCAGUGCCAAAAGAGAGAAACUGGCAAUUACACCUGUGAAUUCUGCGGAAAGCAGUACAAGUACUACACACCCUACCAGGAGCACGUGGCCUUACACGCCCCCAUCAGUACUGCCCCCGGGUGGGAGCCACCGGACGAUCCAGACACGGGCUCUGAGUGUUCGCAUCCGGAGGUCUCCCCGUCUCCACGCUUCGUGGCAGCGAAGACCCAGACGAACCAGUCGGGGAAAAAAGCUCCGGCCUCCGUGGUCCGAUGUGGCGCCCUCUUACACCGCACCCCUCCAGCCACCCAAACCCAGACGUUCCGCACUCCAAACUCGGGAUCUCCGGCAAGCAAGGCGACCGCAGCAGAAAGCGCUUUCAGUCGGAGAGUAGAAGGCAAAGCACAAAACCACUUUGAAGAGACAAAUAGCAGUUCCCAAAACUCUAGCGAAACUGCAAGUCCCCUGAUUUCCAAUACUUUCCCUCUCCUACAGAAACCGUACACCUGCGGCGCCUGUGGGAUCCAGUUCCAGUUUUACAACAAUCUGCUGGAGCACAUGCAGUCCCACGCAGCGGACAACGAGAACAACAUUGCCUCCAACCAGUCCCGAUCGCCGCCUGCUGUUGUAGAAGAGAAGUGGAAACCCCAGGCCCAGAGGAAUAGCGCCAACAACACCAUAACCAGUGGCCUGACACCCAACAGCAUGAUCCCCGAGAAGGAGCGGCAGAACAUCGCAGAGCGCCUGCUGCGGGUCAUGUGCGCCGACCUGGGUGCGCUGAGCGUGGUAAGCGGGAAGGAGUUCCUGAAGCUGGCCCAGACGCUGGUGGACAGCGGUGCCCGCUAUGGGGCCUUCUCCGUCACGGAGAUCCUGGGCAACUUCAACACGCUGGCGCUAAAGCACCUGCCGCGCAUGUACAACCAGGUGAAGGUGAAGGUGACGUGCGCCCUGGGCAGCAACGCCUGCCUGGGCAUCGGCGUCACCUGCCACUCACAGAGCGUCGGCCCCGACUCGUGCUACAUCCUCACGGCCUACCAGGCCGAGGGCAACCACAUCAAGAGCUAUGUGCUGGGCGUCAAGGGCGCGGACAUCCGCGACAGUGGUGACCUGGUGCACCACUGGGUGCAGAACGUGCUGUCAGAGUUCGUGAUGUCGGAGAUCAGGACGGUGUACGUGACAGACUGCCGGGUGAGCGCGUCGGCCUUCUCCAAGGCCGGCAUGUGCCUUCGCUGCUCAGCCUGUGCCUUGAACUCGGUGGUACAGAGUGUGCUGAGCAAGCGGACACUGCAGGCCCGCAGCAUGCAUGAGGUCAUCGAGCUGCUCAACGUGUGCGAGGACCUGGCGGGCUCCACGGGCCUGGCCAAGGAGACCUUCGGCUCGCUGGAGGAGACCUCGCCGCCGCCCUGCUGGAACUCAGUCACCGACUCGCUGCUGCUGGUGCACGAGCGCUACGAGCAGAUCUGCGAGUUCUACAGCCGCGCCAAGAAGAUGAACCUGAUCCAGAGCCUCAACAAGCACCUGCUCAGCAACCUGGCGGCCAUCCUGACGCCCGUCAAGCAGGCGGUCAUCGAGCUGAGCAACGAGAGCCAGCCCACCCUGCAGCUAGUGCUGCCCACCUAUGUCCGGCUGGAGAAGUUGUUCACGGCCAAGGCUAACGACGCAGGCACCGUUAGCAAGCUGUGCCACCUCUUCCUGGAGGCCCUCAAGGAGAACUUCAAGGUGCACCCGGCACACAAGGUGGCCAUGAUCCUGGACCCGCAGCAGAAGCUGAGGCCUGUGCCGCCCUACCAGCACGAGGAGAUCAUCGGCAAGGUGUGCGAGCUCAUCAACGAGGUGAAGGAGUCCUGGGCCGAGGAGGCCGACUUUGAGCCCACCGCCAAGAAGCCCCGCUCCACCGCGGGCGAACACCCCGUGGCUCAGGAGGACGAUCGGCUGGGGAAGAACGAGGUGUACGAUUACCUGCAGGAGCCCCUCUUCCAGGCCACCCCCGAUCUCUUCCAGUACUGGUCGUGCGUGACCCAAAAGCACACGAAACUCGCCAAACUGGCCUUCUGGCUGCUCGCGGUUCCGGCCGUGGGGGCCAGGAGCGGGUGUGUAAAUAUGUGUGAGCAAGCACUUCUGAUCAAAAGGAGGCGGCUGCUCAGUCCGGAAGACAUGAACAAACUCAUGUUUCUGAAAUCCAACAUGCUUUAAGACUUCGGGACGCUGACAAGGAAGACAAGAGAAAGAGAAGAGAAACGUUAGGAAAAAGAAAACCACACACACACACACAACACUGUCGCAAAGAAAAAGGAAUUUAAGUUCUAAACACUGUGGACCUCAUUAUAAACGCCCCCCUGGAAACUUAAGUGCUUUUUCAGCGUGCGUGUGCAUGUGGUGUGCGCACGCGUCCGAGCGCGUGGGCCGCGGGUUUGCAGCCCGGGGGAGGGGGUGCUGUGCUCUCCCGCGCAGCCUCCCCACAGCCUCGUGCACGCGUGCACACACACACACACAACCCUGGUGCAUGCACACACGCCUGCUCGCGGGCGCCUGUGCAUUAAGCUGGGUGUGUCAGGAAAGCUAUGUGGGAAAGAGGGAAGACGCUUCACCUCCCUUUCUCAGUGAGGGGGCUGCAAAGACUCCGUUUUCAGGUGUGCAGAUUGGUAGAAGGCUGAUGUCGUAAAAUGUUCAGGCAGCUGAGAUCUGAAGUGACUUGACGUUCUCUGUCCUUGCCCCCAUGGCUUCCCUCCUCCCCCUCUCCUCUCCCCCUCCCCCCAGCCCUCCUGACCACACCGCUUCCCCACCCACCUCCCACCCCGGCUGCUCUGCCAUGGAUUCUCCAAACCGCAUCAGACGGACAGUGUCUGCACUGGACUGUGUUCUCGUUCACCUUCAGGGCAUUGAGCUGCUGCCGCCGAGCUUCCUCCCCGUGUUGGGGGGUGGGUCCCGGGGCAGCCGCCUUAGAAACACACCUAUCUAUCUCCCCAAAUCAGGAAAGGAGAGUUUAAGAAUAUAAAACUGACUUUUUGCUUUUUAAUAUAAGAUAGAAAAAAAAAAGACAUUUUUUAAAGAAGUAUAGAUACUGUCUCCACUCAAUUUUUUCCCCUAACAUUUUAGCAGUUUUUACCUUUUUUUUUUUUCCCCCUCCCUCAAAUUUGAUUUUAGACUCUGCUAGGAGGCACUGAAUGUCUGUAACUUAUGUUUUGGAGGUGUUUUUGGUUUUGUUUUUUUGUUUUUUUCAGUUGCCCUUUUUGUUCCUCAAAUCACACUGUAAACUAGCUCAUCUCAGUGGUACCUUCAGUAGCCUAAGGUUUUUAUUAGCCCUCCCUCUACCGUCCCAUGUUCAUGUAUUCGAACGGCCAAGACCACGAACUUGGCGUUGCUGUUUGGAAACCAGGAGUGGGGCUGGAGUCACAGGUUUCACGGACGUGGGGUUCGGGGGAAGCCAUAGGGAAGUGUGUGGCUUAGGCGUGCUCGUGAAUGUACGCGGAAGACCCGCCCUCCCGGUUUGCUGUGUCUGGUACCGCGAAUGUCUGACUUCUGUACCCAGAGUGCAUUACACUACUCGCCACGUCACUGACACUUCCAGCUCAGCGGGGACUCCCAAGUCCCUCCACAUUCACCUCCGUAGCACCUCAGACCCACAGCCCCUCCCCCCUCCCUGGGGCCCCAUGGGGUUCCUCUGAGUUCCAUUGCCCCAGGCCUGGGGGAGGGGGUCCUUCCCCCUCCAUGAGCCUCGGCCCUUCUGCCAGGACAGUAGUUGAGCUUGGUGCCUUGGUGGCCAAACGGUUGAUAUAUGGAGGGCACAGUGGCAUCAGGCCACAUUUAACAUGAGGCUGUGAAAGAUGGAUUUUCUCUCUGUGAGCAGUUUAGGUUCUACACGCUCAGUCCAGGUGCCAAGAGCUUGGCCCCUUUGCCCUCCCAGGAGGUGGUUCUGUCAGGGUCCACACUCCACCCCCGCCCCAGCCCUCCCACGAGUAAUACGCCGGUGGCCUCUGGCCCCCCAGUGGCCAUGGCUAGUGGGAUAGAUGGUUACACUGAGGGCUUCAGGCUAAGAAUGACCACCCUCACAGAGGGCUCUUUGCAAAGGCAUGUUUCACCAUCUUGAGGGUUGACCAAGUCCGCUCCCUCCUUUCCUGGUAAUAAAGCAUUACUUAGCAGUGAGAUACCUCGAUUCCAAAAAGCACUGUACAACAGGUCCCUCCCCAGGUCCGUGAGCAGAUCGGGAAGUCAAGUUGGUCCAAAAACUCGAGAAGGCUUAGGAUCAAUCUUAGACCAGAACAGUGUCCCUGGGGACCAGGCCUGCUCACGUCACCUCAUGAGAACUAACCCAGCUUUUCCCUCCAAGUCUUGGACAGACUGAAAUGCAUCACAACAGGCCGUUCACACCUUCGCUCCAGCAAGCGGUGGUCUCAGGAACCAGUGUGCCGUUGCCUCUCCUGGAGAAGUUCUAGGCAUUUCCCCACAUUUCCAGCCGGGGUCACACCACUAGAAGAGCCUCCAUUUGCACUGGACAGUCACCUCAUGUCGCUCGAGAGAGUGUGGGAGCAGCAGGGAACUUUUUGAUCUGAUUUUUGGGGACGUUCCAGAAGGUAGCUGUGAGGCUGCUGCGGAAGGGUCCACGACUUGGCACUUCCCACCACACAUGGAGGAUCAGAGCUUUGUGUGUUUGGUGGGAACAGAGCCCUGGAGCCCACCAUCCCGUCCUGAGAGUAGAGCUGUUCUGUGUUGCCCCAUUACUGGGCCAGAUAUUUCUCUUCCUUGCAGAGCCAUCAGAGACCAAACCCAGAGACUCAUUCAGAGCACUCCACAUUCUCUUCAGAACACGAGGCUGUCUGCCCUCCAGAAUGAAAGUCUGUGUAAGUCUAGUUAGCUACACUGUAUAAGUGUCGAGUCCUACUUGUCACCCUUGUUCUGUUCUAACUUCCCACCUCCUUUCAACCCUUUGGGCUUGGCUCGCUCUGUAGGUUUAGGAGAGAUGCUACUAGUCGCUCUGAAAGCUGUCUCCUGGGGCUGCCUCAUCCGGAUUCGGUAACAAGGUGGCAGGUAGUCCUUUGUCUCUUGCAGCCGCUGGUUUCCCCCAAAAGAUGUCACCAACAGGAAUGGCUGUAUCAAGGUGCCCCUUCGGUCUGCCGCGUCAUGCAUGCGGUUCCCGUAGUGCAAAUCUUGCUGCAGUGAACGGCUUAGGAAAACCCAAAGAUCUCACAGGUCCAGCCACUGGCCCCUCAUUUCCAGCAAUAUCCACCUUAUCCAAAUUCUAGUUUAGCCAAAGGAUUGAGGGUAGACUCUUCCAGUUCGUCUCCCUGCUCCUCCCCUGGCACCGACCUUGCGAAGGAUUUUGUCUUCGGUUCCCCGCGUUCUGUGACCACUACGGGACUUCCUACCACAGGCCGUUGGUUGCUGGCGGGCCAGGCAAUAGGGCCAUCUCAGUCAUGUUUUUGGCAGCUCAGUGUGGUCGUCUGCUGAACUUGGACACAACUUGACUCAAGCCAUGCGAUUCCCGAGACGGAAGUGGUCUGGUUUUGACACAUGUGGAUCCCAGCGGGGGAGAAGAGAAAGCACGCCUCCAUCCUGCAGGGUGGCCUCCCCUCAUCUGAUGUCCACCGGCUUCACCACCAAGCCCAGGCCAAGGACUGCAGCCUCAUGCGUGGUCGAUCUGAGUGGCCCGGGCGCGGAUGCUCCGGUCCCAGCACCGUUCUCCCUCCCGGUGCCUGGGCCCACCAGCCAGGCCUCAGAUAGUGGUCCGAAACCGGGAAGCAAAACGGAAGGGCCUCGUGAGCAAAGCUGCUGCCGGAUCCCCGAGCACGUGCCCCCCCGACAGCCUUGGGCUUUGAGUUCAGGCUUUGGCUCUUGAUGGGAAAAGGGUACAAAGGUUUCCUGGUCAGGAGAGAACGGUCCAAGGAAGGACUUUCUUUUUACACCUGGUUCGUAAACUGGCAAGUGUUCUCCCCUUGAGUUUCCUCUUUUAUUUCCUGCACUUUGAAGAAACACCAGGGAAGAACUCGGCAAGGCGUGUUUUCCACUGUGAAGCUGAGCCUCGGCCUUCGGGGGUCCCCUGUGCUCGGCUGAGGCCACCUGCUGCUGCCCGGUCUGGGACUAGACUCCUCAGCGAGGGGCCACCUGGAGAGACAUCAGGGAUACGGCGCACACUCUCGGGGGCCAGACAUUCCCAAGAAAGUUUCGGAGUGAAGCUGGGUUGCGGAUGGCGGAGGAAGGUCCCGUGAGCAACAGCCGGGAAGGGGACGGUGCCUGGAUGUUGUCACCAGGAUGGACGCGCUGGCAAAGACGGGAAGAGGAGGCACACGGGGUGUGGUGUGGUGGGCAGCCGCCUCCUGCCCGGCUGAGCUGGGGUGAGUUCAUAGCUUUGCCCUUGGCCUUGAGAAUGGUGGCAACGCCCGUUUUCCUGUGAUGUACCUGACGGGGGAGCUCCUGGAAAGGCUGCUGGUUAGAACGGCGAGGCGGAGUCUGGCCCAGGCUGUUCCCUGGAGACGGUAGGCGGGGGCUCCGGGCUCAGCCCUGCCGGCCCUGCCCCAGCCCCCAGCUCCAGCUGGGCCUGCCCCUCUCUUCACUGUGGCUCAUGUUUGCUAGGCCAGUUAUGGUGAACCAAUGAUACGGUGUUGUUUUUCCUCUUAUGUUUCCCUCCUGGGUUCCCUCUUCAGGGUUUUCUGGAGGAUUUAGUUGUCGCCGUUUUGUUUUUCUUCCUCUCUCAUUUGGGUUUGAGGGUCGUGGUCACUAGAGGCCUGCCUUUCCCCGGAGGGGGCCCUGUGGUUUCUGGGAGAGGAGGCACCUGCUUCCGCUUUGAUGAGGGUGAAGAUCCCGGGGUCACUGUUCACUGUAUUCAUGUCCCCGCCGCCGCCACGGGUGUUGCUUCUGAGACCCAACUCCUGUCCAGAGAAGAGUUGGGUAGGUCUGCAGUCGGGCGUCAGCAUCAGGACCCACGGGUCCUACCCACCUGUGCGUCCCCACUGGGCACCUUGACUCUUCGAACCAAAGUUCCUUAAAGGGGCACAGCCCAGCCUUGUCCACAACCUCAGGGGCCUGGGAUCCCUGUGGCGCUUCCUGACGUCCAGUUGGCCGAGACCAGCCGGAGGGAAGCCUCCUCCCACAGCCCAGGUGCCAGCCGGUCCCUGCCCAGGGCCCUCCCUCCCGCCCAGCCAGGGUGGCCGGGUUCCUCGGGUGGUGAGCCAGCUCGUGGACUGGCGUGCGGCUGGGACUCGCCAACCGGGAGAGAGGGGACCUGCUGGGCAGUGCGUCCGGGGCCAUUCAGAUCUCAAGCAUCAGGAAAUCAUUUUGUACAACCACCCGAAGCAGAGAUAUUUUUUAAAAAGCGUAAAUUAUUUUUCAUUUGUGUUCUGAUCCUUUUUCUUUUCCCCCUGCAAACUUCACGUCGGUGAUUCUUUCACAUCAGGUAAAUCUUCAGAAAGCCUUGGUGCCCCUUCCUGCCCACGCCCCGCUCAGUAACCACGUGCGUGCACCCUCCAACCCCCAUCCUUUCUCAGUAGUUAAAGAUGUUCUAGGCAAUACCAUAGGCACAUCUGACUGUGUCUCUCUCUCCGAGUGCAAGAAACUCAAGUCAUCUUAAAAAAAAAAAAUACAAAAAAAAAUUUACAAAAAAACAAACACAAAAAAAAUAUCUUUUUUAGGCCAGAGUUUUCUACAGGUAUUAAUGAAUAUUUUUCUUAAUCCUUAUAAGUUUUAUGUGUUUAAUAUUUCUUAAUACCGGUAGCAUUAAUUUAUACUUUUGUAGCAACACAAUAUUUUUAUAAACAGCCAGUGCUUGGCUCCAGUCUUCACGAGGGGUUCAUGCAGGGGCCCUCUUGGGGCCCUGUGUACCAUGUACUGUAUUUAAAAAAAAAAGUUACCUAGUGUCACCCUUGCUGUGUUAAUUAACAAAAGACGUUGUUUGCGGUCUCCCGUGUCGUCGGUGUGGCUCCGGCGGCUCUCCAAGGAGUCACGUUGCAUGGGGGUUGAGUUGACAGUUCUUGUGAUCUGUAAACCCCCGAGACCAAACUUGAGGGUUUAUUUAGGGUUUUCUGUUUGUCCUUUGGGUUUUUUCGUUUCACUUUGUUUUGGUACCGUAUCUCCAUUUACAGCCAAAUCAGUUUCGUGAUGUUUAAAACUUUUUCUGAUGUCAAAUGGAGGAAAGGAACAGAAAAAAAAAAAAAAAAAAAAAGGAAAAAAAAAAGAUUUUUACAGAGUAAUAAAAUUUAAAACUGAGCUGUUUAAAUGUUGCUGUUUUUACCUGUCUGUUCUUGUCCGAAAGUGGGACAUUCCCAGGAAGAAGAGGAAGGUUCCACUUGGUUCCUUAAAUCGCCAAAAGCCCUAGCCCAGAAUUCACCCCCCAUCCCCCGAAUUCUUGCAACAUUAUUUCCCAGUUGGUUGAUGCCAAGGCAAAAAGACAUCCUUUUAAUGGUUAGAGAGGAUCAGUUACUUAAAUGAUUUCAUGUCAGUGUUGUAUUUAUGGUUUUACAAUAAAACGACCUUUAGGACGA
Messenger RNA from Mustela erminea (ermine), 9462 nucleotides. RefSeq names its product zinc finger protein 618 (gene ZNF618). The transcript has 17 exons. The coding region runs from base 383 to 3184 and encodes 933 amino acids. NCBI's taxonomy places the organism in Eukaryota, Metazoa, Chordata, Mammalia, Carnivora, Mustelidae. The record is from RefSeq and is a predicted model, not a curated record.